AUGUCCAAGGUAACGGCGCCCGGGCCCGGGCCGCCGGCGGCGGCGGGCGGGAAGGAGAAGCGCUCCUUCAGCAAGCGGCUGUUCCGGAGCGGCCGCGCGGGCGGCGGCGGCGGCGCUGGGGGCCCCGGGCCGGCCGCGCCCGCCUCGCCCUCGUCGGCACGCUCGGUGGGCAGCUUCAUGAGCCGCGUCCUCAAGACGCUGUCCACGCUCUCGCACCUUAGCUCCGAGGGCGCCGCCCCGGACCGCGGCGGCCUCCGCAGCUGCUUCCCACCCGGGCCGGCCGCCGCGCCCGCGCCGCCGCCCUGCCCGCCGCCGCCCGCCGCGCCCGCGCCGCCCGCCGCCGCCGCCAGCGCCGCCGAGCCGGUGCCCGGGGUGGCGGGGCUCCGGAACCACGGCAACACGUGCUUCAUGAACGCCACGCUGCAGUGCCUCAGCAACACCGAGCUCUUCGCCGAGUACCUGGCGCUCGGCCAGUACCGCGCGGCCCGGCCCGAGCCCCCGCCCGAGCCCGAGCCCGAGCCCGAGCCUCCGGCCGGCCGCGGCGCGCAGGGCCCCGGCGAGGUCACCGAGCAGCUGGCGCACCUGGUGCGGGCCCUCUGGACCCUGGAGUACACCCCGCAGCACAGCCGCGACUUCAAGAGUAUUGUGUCAAAGAAUGCAUUGCAAUAUCGGGGAAAUUCCCAGCAUGACGCCCAGGAGUUUCUGCUGUGGCUUUUGGACCGAGUUCACGAAGACCUCAAUCAUGCUGUGAAGCAGAGUGGCCAGCCUCCUUUGAAGCCACCAUCAGAGACUGAUAUGAUGCCUGAGGGACCAUCCUUUCCUGUCUGUAGCACUUUUGUACAGGAACUUUUUCAAGCCCAGUACAGAUCUUCUUUGACAUGUCCUCAUUGUCAGAAGCAGAGCAACACUUUUGACCCUUUCCUCUGCAUUUCUUUGCCAAUUCCUCUACCCCACACAAGGCCUCUCUAUGUCACCGUAGUGUACCAAGGGAAGUGUUCUCACUGCAUGAGGAUUGGUGUGGCCGUGCCUCUGUCUGGGACUGUCGCUAGACUUCGGGAAGCAGUGUCCGUGGAAACAAAGAUCCCCACUGAUCAGAUUGUGUUAACAGAAAUGUACUAUGAUGGGUUCCAUCGUUCCUUUUGUGACACAGAUGACCUGGAAACAGUCCAUGAAAGCGACUGCAUUUUUGCCUUUGAGACUCCAGAAAUAUUUAGGCCUGAAGGAAUUCUCAGUCAAAGAGGAAUCCACUUAAACAACAAUCUGAAUCACUUGAAAUUUGGCUUGGAUCAUUGCAGGCUGUCUUCUCCUAUACACACAGCAGCAAAGCAAGGGAAAGUGGACUUGCCCCCAACAAGAACAGGAACUGACAAGAUUGUUCUGUUAGUGUGUAACCGAGCCUGCACUGGGCAGCAAGGGAAAAGAUUUGGACUGCCUUUUGUGCUGCACUUAGAGAAGACAAUAGCAUGGGACCUUCUGCAGAAGGAAAUCUUGGAGAAGAUGAAGUAUUUCUUGAGGCCCACGGUUUGCAUUCAGGUGUGUCCAUUCAGUUUGCGUGUGGUCAGUGUUGUGGGAAUAACAUACUUACUGCCCCAAGAGGAGCAGCCCCUGUGCCACCCAACGGUAGAAAGGGCAUUAAAAUCUUGUGGACCAGGUGGCACUGCUCAUGUGAAAUUAGUGGUAGAAUGGGACAAGGAGACAAAAGAUUUCUUGUUUGUAAAUACUGAAGAUGAGUAUAUUCCUGAUGCAGAAAGUGUCCGUCUGCAAAGGGAGCGUCAUCAUCAGCCUCAAACUUGCACUUUAUCCCAGUGUUUCCAACUCUACACCAAAGAGGAACGGCUUGCCCCGGAUGACGCCUGGCGUUGCCCACACUGUAAGCAGCUGCAGCAGGGGAGCAUUACGUUAAGCCUCUGGACCCUGCCUGAUGUGCUUAUUAUACAUCUAAAGAGAUUUCGACAGGAAGGAGACAGGCGUAUGAAACUUCAGAACAUGGUCAAGUUCCCCUUGACUGGCCUGGACAUGACACCUCAUGUGGUUAAGAGGAGCCAGAGCAGCUGGAGUUUGCCAUCCCAUUGGUCUCCGUGGAGACGUCCCUAUGGACUCGGGAGGGAUCCUGAGGACUACAUCUAUGACCUGUAUGCUGUGUGCAAUCAUCAUGGCACCAUGCAAGGGGGGCACUACACAGCGCACUGUAAGAACUCCGUGGACGGCCUCUGGUACUGCUUCGACGACAGCGAUGUGCAGCCGCUGUCAGAAGAGGAGGUCUGCACGCAGACGGCCUACAUCCUCUUCUACCAGAGGCGGACGGCUAUACCGUCGUGGUCGGCCAACAGCUCAGUGGCAGGCUCCACAAGCUCUUCCUUGUGUGAACACUGGGUGAGCCGGCUCCCAGGGAGCAAGCAAGCCAGCGUGACCUCUGCAGCUUCUUCCAGACGCACCUCCCUGGCCUCGCUGUCUGAGUCCGUGGAAAUGACCGGGGAAAGGAGUGAAGACGAUGGAGGUUUCUCAACUCGACCGUUCGUGAGAAGUGUCCAGCGUCAGAGCUUGUCGUCCAGAUCUUCUGUCACCAGCCCCUUGGCCGUCACUGAAAAUUGCAUUCGACCUUCUUGGUCCCUGUCUGCUAAGCUGCAGAUGCGCUCCAAUUCUCCUUCCCGAUUCUCAGGGGACUCUCCGAUUCACACCUCCGCCUCCACCUUGGAGAAGAUCGGGGAGGCAGUGGACGACAAGGUCUCCAUCUCUUGCUUUGGUAGCUUGAGGAACCUUUCCAGCAGUUACCAGGAGCCAAGCGAUAGUCACAGUCGACGUGAGCACAAGGCUGUGGGUCGGGCCCCUCUGGCUGUCAUGGAAAGUGUGUUCAAGGACGAAUCAGACACCCGCAAAUUGAACUCCAGUGUUGUAGAUGCACAGAGCAAAAACUCAGCACAAGGGGAUCGUGUGCCCCCCAUCUCUGAUCCUUUUGAUAACAAUAACCAGAUUGCUUAUGUGGAUCAGAGUGAUUCUGUAGACAGCUCUCCAGUCAAAGAGGUGAAACCCCCCAGCCACCCAGGCUCCCUCACGAAGAAACCAGAGAGCACAACCAAGAGAUCCCCCAGCUCCAAAGGCGCUUCUGAGCCAGAUAGAGGUGUGCGGAAGGGGAGACCAGUGUUGGCAAGCCAGGAAUCAUCGCUUUCAAGUACGUCCCCUUCUUCUCCUGUUCCUGUGAAAGUUUCUGUAAAGCCCUCCCGCUCCCGAAGCAAAGCAGACUCCUCUUCCAGGGCCAGUGGACGCCAUUCCUCCCCUGUCCCCGCCCAACCCAAAAAAGAGUCUUCCCCCAAAUGCCAGGACUCCGCGUCAUCUCCUUCACCCCAGAAGCAGAAGUCGGCCCCUGCUCUCACGUGCACUGUUUCCUCCACGUCUGCCAAAAAAGCCUCAGGCCCUGCCUCAAGGGGCCCCUUCCCUCCUGGGAAGGGCAGGACUUCAGACAGGAGCUUAAGUAGAGAGGGCUCCAGACAAAGCCUGGCUUCCGACAGAGCCAGCAUAGCCUCCAGCUCCAAACCCAACUCCCCAAGGGUGAGCCAGGCCAGGGUGGGGGAGGGCCGAGGGGACGGGAAACAUGUCAGGAGCUCUUCCAUGGCCAGCCUGCGCUCCCCCAACACGAGCAUGAAGGCCGGUCUGAAGAGGGACAGCAAGUCGGAGGACAAGGGGCUGUCCUUCUUCAAGUCAGCCUUGAGACAGAAGGAAACUCGGCGGUCGACUGAUCUUGGCAAGACAACCUUGCUCUCCAAGAAGGCCAGCGGGAGCUCUGUCAAGUCGGCCUGUAAGAAUGCCAUGGAUGACAAGGCAGAGAAAGGCUACCAGGCUCCAGGUUCCCAGCAGCCGAGUGCAAACGCAGUUGGAAAAGAGCAGCUUGUCUCCAAGGACCCUGCUUCUGCUAAACAUUCCCUGCUGUCCGCUCGCAAGUCCAAGUCUUCCCAGCUAGAUUCUGGAGUGCCCUCGUCUCCUGGAGGCAGGCAGUCUGCUGAGAAGUCUUCAAAAAAGUUAUCUUCUAGCAUGCAAACCUCUGCACGGCCUUCUCAAAAACCUCAGUGAUAUUUCUGCAACCCAAGUGUUUUAUCUGUAAAGAUGUUUAUUUAUUUAGAACCCUGUCCCUCCCACCAAAGCCCUCUAUGCUUUUGUUUUGUACUUUUUGGGUCACGUGCCUGAUGUGUGUAUAUCUGGGCGUCUGUGCGUGUGUGUGUGUGUGUGUGUGUGUGUGUGUGUGUGUGAGAGAGAGAGAGGAGAAUUCAAUUGCAAAUUGUUAAAAGCGUCGCCUUAUUCUACCAUUGAACCAAAUAACAGCCAUAGGCAAAGCAUUGAUACCAAGCUAACUGGAAUAAUUGUAGACGAUACCCUGGAUGGUCCCUUUAGCAAUUGUACAUAUUUCUUUCUAGAGGACUCUAAUGACUUUUGUUGGACACUAGGGUUUUGGAACCUGUGAACCAGUUAAGCUAUCAUUAGUGUGCUCUGUGGAAGGAUGAAUUGUUUGACUUGGGUUUCAUCUGAGCAGGAUUUGUCCUCACUACGGAUAGUCAUGUGGCACCAGGAGCUCUAAAAACUGUGACACUAACAGCGAAACAAACUGAGAGAAAACUGUUGCUUUCUGCACUUUGGCCCCAUCUACCAGUCUUUGUAAAGGGCAAUAUUUUAACACUAAUGUUUCUCAGGUAUAUACUCAGCUAGUCUAGGAUGGAUGCGCGUCAGUAACAGGAUUAGAGAGGAAGGUGGCCUAUGGGUGACUGUCAUUUCUCCUGCCAUAGAUAGAAGUUUUUAGAGGUAAAAAUGAAGUCUUUCACUACCUUAAUAUCUGCAAAGAUGUGUGUACCAUAAGCUCUCUUGCCUCUUGGGCUGUGUCCUAAGAGAUGGAAAAUUGGAUGGCCAGAAAGUCAGUCACUGGUAGUUAAAUUUUUUUUCCUUCUCAAUUUGGUAGCUAAGGCCAUUGGGAGUUUGAAAUGUAAUAGAGCAGUUAACACCUUUGAAAGAUUCCUGGAAAAAAAUGGAUUCUAAACUGGAUGCAUGAAUCUGUACCAUUUUCCUCCUCUGGUGUUGCUUUUUCCUAUGUUAGAAGUUGAAAGCUCCAUGCUGUCCCAUGUGUGCAUGCCCAUGUUUCCUCAUCUUGAAACUUGGAGAGGAAAGAAGUUGCCUAAUGCCAAAAGUCAGUGAUGGUAUGUUGAAGCGAUGUGUGACGAAGUAUUACAUGUACGCCUCUGAUCCUGCCUGUCGGUCUUAGUUGUGACUGCUUUUCAGUAACUCAUUUAUUUCUUCUUUGUGCUUAAGAUUUAAUCUCUUACCCAGAACUCACAAGCAGGAUUGGAGCAUGUUCCAUCUGGCAUUGUCAGUGCAAAUUGCAUUUCUUGUUUAGAAAAAAGGGAACCUCACAAAAAUCUUACAGAUAAGCAAGAUGCAUAAUUUUUCAAGGUUUUUGGGGGUAUCCCGGGAAUUUUUAGCUUUUUUCCCCCCUUUUUCUAUUUUUUUUUAAAAUGUGAGGAGAGUCAUGGUCCUGACUCUCUUUGAAUAGCAUUUGUCACUUUGCCAUGAAAUAUAGCAUGCUAAGUUUAUAUGCUAUUAAAUGUUAACUUUUUAAAAAAUCAUAUUCCUCAACUUCUUCCUGAACUCUUGGUGCACAGAUCCAUUUAUAGUCUUCUUUUUCAGUAUUGCUGUGUGUGAAGUAACUAGAACACAUGUACACGCAUAGCUAUGAAUUCUGCACUGCCUUUUUUUGUUUGUUUUUUUUUUCUUUUUUUUCCAUGAAUACCUCUUGGGAAAUGUUUCCAGUAGGUCCCUUAACUUUAUUUUGCUGCUAAUUUGAGCAUUAGCAGGUAACUUGCAAGUCUGGAGGCCAUUUUUGUUGAGGGUAGCUGGAAUUUUAGACCCUUGCAAUAUUUAAGACACAUGUACAGCCUUGUGAAAGUUACUCUAGUGCUCCAUGAAAUUCAUUUAACAUGAGCCUGUUGCCCAUUGCACUCAGUCCUGGACUCACCACUUCUCUACUGUCCUCCUUCUGCUGGACAGACCUCUGGUUUCCCAAAGCAGCGUUGCCCUCCUCUGCUGUAGUGUGACUACCGACAACUGGCUGGCUUCGAUAUUGUUACUGCUUCCGACAGCACGUUGACAGCCAGAUCGCUGUUUAACCACUGCUAGUUUUCCUGUAUCGUUUUUAUUUCCUGAAAAAGAUACACCAAAUAUGGGGUUGUCAAUAUCAGGAAUCGAAUGUCUGAUUUGAGCCUCUCAUCUUUCUUUAGUAGGUAAAUCUCAUUUGAAAUCUCCUACCUGAAGCUCUGAAACAGUUUUAGAAUUAAAUAGUUUGACUGCACAAAGGGUUUUAAUAACUUUUGGGGGGGGGCUGUAAUCAGUUAAGCAUUAAUAGAAACUAGUUUAAUUUUCACAAUGGUAAAUAUUUUUAUUCUUGAGUCCUCCAGGAAUGGAUUUUCCAUUAUAACUAGUGUCUUAAAAAAAAAAACAAACUACAAACUCCUUUAAUUUUCCAUGGGAUCUAGAAAUAAAAUUUUAAUACCUAUAAACUGUAUGUCUAUGGAGUUUAGUCCUUAUUUCAGAUUUAAAUGGAAAAAAAAUCAGAAAGUAUUAUGGCAUCGUUUAGACAUCUUUAGGCUAUUAUAUUUCCCUGCCUGAUGAACAAUGAGAAUUUCAUCCCUAGCUACGAGGUACAACCUUUAAGCCACAGAAAAGGAGAACUUGCCCCAAAAUGUGGAAGUGGUCCUUGAGGUGUGAAGUAUCUUAUGGAAAAUUGUGACUUGGUUCAGCUCAGCUCUUUGAGAGGGUUUGGGACGUGGUGUUUCUUUUUAUUUUCCCGCUGCUCUUUGGCACAAUGAGCAUAUAUGUGUUUGGGGUUAAGAAUCGCCUGCUCAGGAUGGUAGGCCUGGGUUUCUGCUUGACGACCAGGGGGGCCCGAUUAGAGCAGACAUUUCCUGGUAGGCACAAAAUAACCCCCAACAGUAGUGCAGCAUGUUUGUUUGCUUUUAAAAAAACUUUUUACUCUUGAUUUCUUUUCCUGUAAACAUCCAGUGCACUAAGGCUAUAUCAUUCCUUAAGACAGCCCUAACCUUUGUUUUUGUAAUCCCCUGUAUAAUGUGGAAGCACAAAGAAACUGUUAAACUCAUGUCAUCUCAAGACCAUCUCCCACCCUUUUUGUAUCUUCUCAUCCUAAAAGCAGCUUAACUGAAGUUAAGUAAUACUGCGCUGGACCAAUAGAAACGGAUGUUGGGAGUAUUUGUGGUAUGGUAAAAUAUUGUAUUAUCUGUGAGGCUGCCCUGAACUCUUUUGUAACCAUUCUUUCAUCAUUCAUUCGUUCAUUUUGCCAACAUUUGUUGAGGCCCUGCUUUACUCGUAAAGGCAAGCUGAAAGCUUCAGGAAUUUGCUGGGGCUCAGGAGUCCUGGGAGCUCAGCCUAUGAACCAGGGGAUGCCAGUGAUGUCCUAAAUGGAGGGACAAUCCUCCCGAACAAAAAGAUCACAUGGAUUCUGGUGAAUCAGCUUAGGCUUGUGGCCCCUCUUGAGCAAGUCUGUUCUGUUCUGGAAACCAAAAGUGCCCUUCUUCUGGAGCAUUUUACUCUUACAUCCACUUUUUCAGACUGAGCUGUCUCUACUACUUAGGGGUUGAAAAUCCGUUACGAAGUCACUUUUCAUUAGAAUUUGGUCAUCCACGUUUGUAUGAGUUGGAAGUGGGGGUUUUUUGGAGAGUGGAGAGAAAAACUGUCAUCCCUGUAAAAUAGCUAUCAUGAAAAAAAGUAGGAACAGUAUGUAAAGGAAACAGUAGUGGCAGCCGUUAGGAAAAUUGGAGCAGAGAAGAGCUGUGAACAAAGCUCGUUUAUUUCAAAUAAACAUGUUUUUAAAAGUAGAUUGACAUCUCACCUUAAGUUUCAUUCUGACAAAUUACUGAACAGCUAAAGUUAUUGUGUCCCGUGUAGGUUAUUAUAAUUAUUGGAUGCAAAGACAAUUAGUGUUUCUGGGUUGGGUUUUUGAGAUAAUAUGCAAAUCAUAAGCACAGUUUCAAUAAAACACAUAUUCUUUGAGGUGCGUUGAACUCGUUUUAUUCGGAAUUGAGAAGGGCAAAAUUUGCUGACAAACCAGUGCCUGUGUCAUAAACAUAAACACAAAAAGUAGCUGUUACCGUGCAGACUGUCUUUAAUUUCAUAAAGGGUACGUUACUGCUAAACCAAACUACAUAUUUUGGGGGAAAUACUUUGCUUUUAUUUAAAUGGACAGUGUCUCACACUGCCUUGUGGUCAGCUCACAGAGUGUUUUGCAGCUGCAUUUUGGGCGUGACCAAUCGUUUUUUUUCCCCCAAGUAAUGCCAACAGUUUUGCGUGGCCUCCAUCUAACCCAGAAAGCAUGCUGUUACUACCUAUGCAAGCAACUCAUAAAGAAUAGAGAUGACACUAAAUGUAAGUUUGAAAAAAAAAAGGCAACUCUUAGAUUAUGGAGCUCUAUUUUUGAACUUGUGAUUUUUUUAAAUGUGGCUUAAGCAUCAGUAUAGAAGAGCACGAAUGUGAUUUCUCGUUUUGCUUUGCACAUGUUUCUCUUGGCCAAUUUCUUUGAUCAUUGGCAAGAUCGUGUGUAAAGUAUUUUGCAAGCAGGAGUGGAAUUGGGUAUGUUGAACACACACUGGUUUAUAUACCUUAUUUAGCUGGAGACUGCUAAAGUAUUUUGUUCUAAAAAUAACCUGCCAUUUUCUAUAGAUUUUAGUUUUUUAUAUCUUCCAGGGUUCUAUCCUGGUCACAAGGAGAGAAUGUGGCUUCUAAUAGUGCUAACAAUUUUAAAACACUUUUGUAGAGACUUAGAGCUGUUUUGGAAAGCUUUGGAGCUUCCCAACCGCUGGUCACAAUAAGACUAAGCUUGUGGAAUUUAUGGAUUAGGUUCUAGAUCCAUCUCACAUUCAUUUAAAACUGGUGUUUCCCAAUUUGGGGAGAAGGGAGGUGCAUAGCAGCCUGGGAAGCUUUUUCAAAUCUCACACGUACUCUCCUCAACAUUCUGUUAAGCCUCUUCUGAAUGACUUGUCUGAGAUUUCUGAUACCCGGCGUUCACUAGAAUCGUCUAGAGAACUUUUGAAAAUGCCUGGGUCCUCCUCCGAAGCUUUUGAUCUAAUUAGCGUAGGGGCAGGUCCCAGGAAUUGCCAUAUAUUUUAAAGCUCCUGGUGUUUCUGAUUUGCAGUCAGAACUGAGAACCACUGUGAUUUGACCUCCCUUUGCCAAGAUCUGUGGCGAGAAUCACUGCCAUACGAAGUACUCAGGAGUGACUCAGAUUCCUCUGUUACGUCCAAGAGGAAAGAAACAAAGACUGAGAACUACUAGUUUCAGCCUCCUGUUGAAAUGAGGGGGCCUCUCUGAGUGGAGGCCUGACUUGGGAGCAUUCGUUUUGUGGGUGGCCAGCACUUGCCAGUCCGGUGGGAAUUGGUCUUUCAUCUGCUAGAGCUAGCAGAGAGCCCUGUGCGGUGUGCGUCCUUCCCAGAGCCUUUCCCCUGGAUGCCACCCUGGGGGGGGUAGGGAAGUCACUUUGAGUUAGAAAAUGCUGAAGUAAAGCCUUCAUUGGCCUUGGAAAACCUGUCCCUGAUUUUGAUAGAAUGAUUAUCUCUUUGUAGUAAUUAUAACAGCAAACCCUAGGCUGUCACCACAUGUCCUGUUCAGCUCAUUCUCUACUUCUCCAGAAUGUAGUUUCAGGAAUUAUUUUUAGUUUAAAAAUGAAUGUGAAGUAUUUUAUUUGAAGUCGUCUUUUUUUGCAACUUUCGUUGGCGUUUUUUCAUGUAACUUAAAUCAAAUAAUACUCAUCCAAAAACUGGGCAGGUAUAUGUUACCUGUGGCAGCAGAUGAAAUUUAGUUUUAAUCUAUGGUGAGCUGAGCACACUGCAACGUCUUCAGACUACCCUGCCUCUCCUCACCAGCGCUUUCAUCCUGGUGAGCAUUAUGCUGCCUACAAAAAAAAUCAAUACAAUUUACCUGACGUUUUCAACAUUUCAAGGAAGAAAGAUGUAAGUCAAAAUCCAAGUUGGAAGUCCUCUUUAGAAAGGCCGCCCAGAGCAUGGGGGCCGCUGUCGUGGUGAAGAUGAAGUAGAGAUCUCCCAGGUGCUAUUCUGGUCGGCAUGGGGUCGCGGCAGCAGGGAGGGGCAGUCCGGAGCUCCAGUUCCCUCUGUCGGCCUGUCAGAUACACGUUUAGUGUUCCCUCUGGGCUCGCUCACCAACUGUGCCUCUCACCACUGGUUAAAACUGAAUUCAAGCCCCAUUACAGAAAUAAUUUCUGGAGCGAACUCUUGAGUUUCUACACUGGAAUUUCUAUGGCUGUCUGAAAAGCUGCAUGUCCUAUCACUGUACACAAAAAUGCUUUCGGAUCGUUCAUUCCCUGUUCCUAGGGAUUUCUGUGUAAUUUUCUUCUUUAGUUGUAUAGUAAUUUGGAAGGCAGGAUGUCUUUCCUUCAGGCUGGAAGAGAAGUGUAUCAUACAUUUUAAAUUAUUUUACAACAAAUGCAUGGGAUGUGUCACUGACUUCUGUUAUUUAUGUGUAUGUUUUCUUAUUCAAGGUGUAUGCACUUUUCAGAAGCAGAAUUUAUAUUUUUAUGUUUAAAACGUUUUAUUUCUGGAACAGCAGUUGGUAAUACAGUAUACAGUUGGAAUUAAGAGAAUAGUGGAAAAUGUAACAAAAUAUAAUAAAUUUAUUACAUGAUGCCCUC
Molecule: messenger RNA, 10687 nt
Organism: Equus caballus (horse)
Lineage: Eukaryota; Metazoa; Chordata; Mammalia; Perissodactyla; Equidae
Gene: USP31
Product: ubiquitin specific peptidase 31
Biological process (GO): protein deubiquitination
Molecular function (GO): cysteine-type deubiquitinase activity
Source: RefSeq, a predicted model, not a curated record